Molecule: messenger RNA, 840 nt
Organism: Procambarus clarkii (red swamp crayfish)
Lineage: Eukaryota; Metazoa; Arthropoda; Malacostraca; Decapoda; Cambaridae
Source: RefSeq, a predicted model, not a curated record
AUGACGAGAGACAAGGAGCGAAGCAGUAACAAUCGUUGGGGAGAACUGGAGAUGGAAUGUAACGAACUGUGGACGGCAAAGGUGGCAGCAGUCCGCCCGCAGCUGGAAGGCCUACACAACACCGAUUUGGGUUUCUUGGUCCGAAACCUGUCUCAGGUGGCACGCACCGUCGCCUCCUUCAACUGGGUCUCCACGAGCAUCGCCUUCCUCAACGACACCGUCGCUUCCAGUACGCGUACCACAACGGCUCUGCGUGGCGAGGUGACCAGCAUCCGAACGACCUUGCGAGAUCGACUGGAUCCUCUAGUCGCCAACGUCUCCCGUCUAAGCCAGCAGGUAGCCCUCGUGACUCCCGACGGCGGACAGCACCUGCAGAAUAUCAACGACGGCCUCACGCGCCUCCAGCAGGAGGCAACGCAGAGGCAGCAAGCGAUACGUAAUCUGGAAGAGCGGAUCGUUCCCCGGAUCCAGGAGAGCGUUGCGUAUCUCCAGGGCGCGAUAGCCAGCCUUUCAGAGGUUCAGAACAGGCUACAGGCUCUGGAAUCUCAAGUCAACACCAAUGACAGUACCACGGAAGAUUCCAACACCUCUCGGAGUGUUAGGCGAGACAUUAGGAAGCUUAAACGUGACGUGGACCAGCUCAACAGUCGCCUGCUCCUGGACGAGUGCGAGAGCGGGCCGUGUCGCAAUGGAGGCACCUGCAUUGACAGCUUCCAGAAAUUCCGCUGUCUAUGCCCCAGUGGUUGGACUGGGAGUACCUGCGACGAAGACAGAAACGAGUGUUAUGAGUUGCAAGGCACAGAAUUUGGUUGCUAGGUAAGAGAACCUGGUGAUAAUAGU